Alnus glutinosa is the source of this 4611-nucleotide messenger RNA. RefSeq lists its product as uncharacterized. Gene Ontology annotation, molecular function: DNA binding. The transcript is spliced from 5 exons. The coding region runs from base 70 to 3951 and encodes 1293 amino acids. Lineage: Eukaryota; Viridiplantae; Streptophyta; Magnoliopsida; Fagales; Betulaceae. The record is from RefSeq and is a predicted model, not a curated record.
UGCUUCUUUUCCCGAACAGUUACACCUCUCUCUCUCUCUCUCUCUCUCUCUCACACGCGACCCGAUGUGAUGGCCUCCGCUGCCGUCGUGGACCACCUACACCUCGAAGCCCUCCCUCUGAUCGACCUCCGCCUCCUCUCUCAGUCCGAGCUCUACUCGCUCUCCCUCUGCUCCUCCUCUUCUUACUCCUCCAACGAUAACGACGACGUUUUAAUCCCGAAAAUCGACCGCUCCGUCUUCAACGAAUCCGCCGGUAGCCGCAAGCAGACCUACUCUAGGCUCCGCCUCGCUCCUCGCAAGCCCCAAUCCACGCCUACCCCUGCCUCUACCCGCACCCUCACCCUCACCCUCACCCCCACCCCCACCCCCACCCCUACCCCAUUCUUUUCAACUACGCGCCAAAUACCCGAACCGCUCUACGAAGAAAACUCCCAGAUCAUUUCCCUUCUCAAACAACUCUUCGCCGCCCAAGCUCCCACUGCCGAAAAUCCCGCCACCACCGAUGACGACGAUAACCUAGUUACGGUCCCAGUCGAUUUUGAAGAUGCCCUUCCGGAUUGGUCCAGUGCGGGCUUGCAAAAUGUGCCGAUUGACGUUGUUCAUGGUGCUGCUGGAGAGCAGAAGCGGAAGCGGGGGAGGCCACGGAAGAAUGAGAAUUGGAGGAUUGAGCCAAAGACGGAGCGUAAGGCCGAGCCAAAUGUUCCAGUCGCUAUCUUUGUCAGCGGGGGGGAGAACAAGCGAAAGCGCGGGCGACCGCGAAAGGAGGAGAAUCCAAUGAUCGAGAGCCGUCAGUCAGAGAGAGAGGUGGCUGUGGCGGAAGAGAAGGAGAUGGUGAACAAGAAAGGGGAUGUGGCGGACGUGGCUGCAUUGGCAAAUGUGAAAGAUCCGUAUGGCGAGGAGUUGAAGAGGAGGACAGAAGGGUUGCAGACCGAGGCGGAGUUGUUAGGAUUUUUGAGUGCGUUGCCUGGUCAGUCGAUGAAUAGGAGUAGGAGGAGGAGGAUUGUGCUGGCUAGCGAUUUUGGCGACGCAUUGCCUGAGGGGUGGAAGCUUAUGCUUACUGUCAAGAAGAGAGCCAGCCGUGUAUGGCUGCAUUGUCGCCGAUAUAUAAGCCCUAAUGGACGCCAGUUUGUGUCGUGCAAGGAAGUUUCUUCAUACUUGCUUACCUUUUUUGGAAUCCAAGAUGCAAGCCAACCAAGAUCUGGUCAUAUUGAUGAAAAUUUUCAGUUGGCCAGGAAAAUGGAUCUCGGAGAUGAUGCAGCUCUUAAACUUGAAGAUGGAAAGAAUGCUGAUGAUCUUGUUAGCUGUUCACCACCACCCAUGACUUCUAUAUUAACUGAUUCUGCAAAGCAGGACACCUUGAAGACAGGGGAUCCGGGGGUUCAAACUGGGGAAAUUUUAAAAUGCCACAAAUGCACCAUAACAUUUGAUGAGAAGAAUGAUUUAGCACACCAUCUGAUAUCAGCUCCCAAUAAUGCUGCAAAUGGUGUAAUAAUUAAAGAUGGAAAAUAUGAAUGCAAGCUCUGCCAUAAAAUAUUUGAUGAGAGGCAACAAUACAAUGGCCAUUUUGGGGUCCAUGUGCAGAACUAUGUGAAGACCGUUGACACCUCAAGGGCAAAAACUUCCAUUGAAGCCAUUGACGAUCUGAGUUCUGGUUUUUCUCAUGAUUUAAUAAAAGCAGAUGCUGUCAUCAAAACUUGUGGUGAUAUGGAUAGUCAUGCACUUAUUCUUUCAUCUCAUGACAAGGAAACCAUAAAGGCUGACAAAUAUGACCAAGCUUUAGCUGGGGAACAUAGUGAUAAGCAGGAUAAAAUUUGUAACAUGAAUAAUGAUAACUUGGGGAAGGUAGAUGUGGAUACUGUUGUUGUUGAUAGAUGGAAUGCUCGCUCAGUAAAUGAAACUGCUUCUGUUAAUGAGAAUAGAAGUAUUUGUGAAUCUUCUUAUGAAAGAAACCUCCAUAAGUGCAUUCAUAGUGGAAUUAAUUGUAAUGUCGCAGAAAGUAGUUCUGAAAGCAGGUCGCUUGCUCCACCUGGAAACGAGAGAACUUUUGCUGUUGAAAACAAUGUGAUCAAGGUAUCCUUCCCGUCAGUAGAGGAUCCAAAGCCACAGAUAGGUUCUGAAAGUGGUGAAGAUAUUGACGGUCAUACAUUUGAGAAUAAUGAGUCAGUAUCUGCUUUUGGAAAUCAUGACAGUGGGCUCAAGGAUCUUUGUCCUAAUGUCAAGCAGCAAUGUAGGUCUGAAGGCUGUUCACUUUUUCCAUUUAAGAAUGAACACAGAUCAACUUUAGUAAAUAAUUGGAGUGGAAUUUUGAGUUCCUCCAUGUUGGAGUCUGUGCAGGAAAGAGGUUUUGGAAGUGGUUUAUGUAAUUCAUCUGCUGAUGAGAAAACAAGUGUUGUUAGAGGUAAUCUGAAUUCUGUUUUUACUAGCGCAUUGGAUGAGCCUAGAUUUGACGAAGUAAAUAUCUCUGGGAACAAUGCAAUUACAGUUGGUUUUGGGAGUAAUCAUGCUUCACAAAAUGAUAAAGCUGUGACUAGCAGUGAGCAAGAAGGGAGUUCUGGAAGCUGUUUACUCAUUUCAUCUUGCAAUGAACAAUGUGUUGUUGAAAAUAGUGCAAAUAAGAAUCCAACUUCGACACUGGAUGGACCUUUUCGAGGAAAAACAUUUGAAAGCCAUAUGUUUGCUUCAUCUGUUAAUGAGCAAAAAUCUGGUUUUUACAAUAAUAGGAAUAAAGCUUCUAGUGGUGCAGUGGAGGGGCUUAAGCUUGAUGAAGUCAGUAGCCAUAAGAAUCACGAGUUAAAUAUUGCUUUUGACAGGAAUGAAACUGGAGUAGAUGCGGAUAUUACUGCUUGCAGUCAGCAGGAAAGAUGUCUCAAAGGCUCUUUACUUGUUUCAUCUGCAGAUGAGCAUAGAUAUGUUUUAAAAGAUUAUGACAUCUGCAAUAGUACAAUGGGCGAGCUUAAACAGGUAAGAGGAGCGUCUGAAAGGGGUUUACUUGGACAGUCUGGUUACGAACAAAACCAUGAUAAUAUAAAUAAUGUGAAUAGGGUUUCCUGUAGCUCAAUAGAGGAGGCUAGACAUAAGAAAGUUAAGAGCAUUUGGGACACUGAAGUUUUUCUUGCUCUUGGCACCCAGGAAGGAAUGGAUGCAGAUGUGCCAUGCACUAUGCAGGGACAAAGUUCUGAAGGUUGUUCCCUUGUUCUUUCUGGGAAUGAACAAACAUUUUCCGCUGAUAAUAAGGUAACUGAUGUUUAUAGAAGCACAGUGGGGGAGCUUAAACAUGAAAGAGGUUCUAAAAACAGCUUUCCUUGUCCAUCUGCUUUUGACCAAAUUGAAAAUAAGUUGAAUAGGGUCUAUAUGAACAGAGUGUGGGAGUGGCACAGGACAGAAGACAUGGAGAAGCCUAGGGAGGAUGAGUUAAUGAUUGAUUUUGGGGAUCUUGCCCAAUCAAAUGAGGAUUCCAUGGCAGAGCCUAUGUGGAGAACUACUGAACAAAAUAUCCAACAGAGUGGUUUAGCCAAUACUUCAUCUCCACUGGUGCAAUCAUCUGGAUGUUUUCCGCUCUUUGAUGUAAUGUCAAGCAAGGGUGGAGACAAAUUUUUCUGUGCUAAUGAGAGAUUUGACAGAAAAUCAGGUUUGGAAGGGCUAAGAUCAAGUCGGACAGGAAAUCUGGAACACAAUUUCCUGACAUUGCAUGGAAGCUCUCAUACUGAGGAAUCAAAGGUUUUGUCAUAUGAUGUAGAGAUGGGGGGUUUAGAUUCCCCUUAUUGGCUUACAAAGGAAGCUUUGCCUUUGUUGCCAAAGUUAGCGAGCAGACAACAAGUCAGGACUGUGUGUGUCUGGUGCAGAAAUGAAUUUUACCUAGAAUCUGUCAACUCUGAAAUGCAAUCAGGUUCAGUGGGUUUUAUGUGCACAACCUGCAAUGCUAAGUACUCCAGGCAAGCCAAUCUACAGUAGUUGUCAACGAGACCUCUUUACUUCCGUAAGGAUGUGCUUCUCAUAUACCCAACUUCCUGUGAAGAAUAAGAUUUUAGCUACGAGGCAAUGGCAGACACUGGUUGGAAGAUAACAAUGGUAUAUUGAUAGACUUGUCAGUUUACACAUGGUGGUCCUAUGCAAGAGCUUGAUUUUGCUAUUCCGGUAUGGUGCUCUCUUUUGUUUCUUGCUGGAGAUCACUCAACGCAUAAUUCAUUUUUCUGCUUUCCCCAUUGGGUCCAAAUGAUUGUUUAUCAGAAUACUGACGACAGAUUUAUGGGGCUCCUUUUAAUUUGAGGACCCAUCUUUUACCCCUCACAAGAAAGAAAUAGGAUUGCCAACUGUAUGGUGAAUGAUUUUUUUGGCUGACCUGGGGAAAAGUACUUGCAUAACCUUUUUGCUCUUAAAGUGAGCUCUCCAAACUAGCUACUUACAGGACUUCUUUUUUUUCUUUUUUUAUCCUGAGCAUUUGCCAUGGUUCCUUCGCUUGCAGACAUUGCGACUUUCCAACUCACUACUACCUCUGUAAUCUUCAAGAUCAUAUAUGAUCUUCAUAGUGUCGGAGAGAGGAACAGAUCUGGGGAAAUUUGACUUGGAUGACUUCUGGUUUUCCAAGAAAAUAAGAUACUUUUCUUCUAGAGA